Molecule: messenger RNA, 1815 nt
Organism: Empidonax traillii (willow flycatcher)
Lineage: Eukaryota; Metazoa; Chordata; Aves; Passeriformes; Tyrannidae
Gene: MAPK4
Product: mitogen-activated protein kinase 4
Exons: 6
Coding region: 73-1815 (580 amino acids)
Biological process (GO): cell surface receptor signaling pathway; protein phosphorylation; intracellular signal transduction
Cellular component (GO): cytoplasm; nucleus
Molecular function (GO): ATP binding; MAP kinase activity
Source: RefSeq, a predicted model, not a curated record
UUCCCACCUGGCAGCUCCGCGACCCUCCCGGCCCUCCGAGUGACGAGGGGGGGGAGUGAGAGGAAGCCGGCGAUGGCCGAGAAGUGCGACUGCAUCGCCAGCGCCUACGGCUACGACCUGGGCUGCCGCUUCGGGAACUUCCGCCCCCUGGGCUUCGGGGCCAACGGGCUGGUGCUGUCGGCCCUGGACAGCGAGAGCUGCCGCAAAGUGGCGGUGAAGAAGCUGGCGCUCGGCGACGCCCGCAGCCUGAAGCACGCCUUCCGCGAGGUCAAGAUCAUCCGCCGCCUGGACCACGAGAACAUCGUCAAGGUCUACGAGGUGCUGGGGCCCAAGGGCGCCCGCCUGCGCGGCGACUUCUUCAAGCUCAACGUGGUGUACGUCGUGCAGGAGUACAUGGAGACCGACCUGGCGCGGCUGCUGGAGCAGGGCAAGCUGGCCGAGGAGCACGCCAAGCUCUUCAUGUACCAGCUGCUGCGCGGGCUCAAGUACAUCCACUCGGCCAACGUCCUGCACCGCGACCUCAAGCCGGCCAACAUCUUCAUCAGCCCCGAGGACCUGGUGCUGAAGAUCGGCGACUUCGGGCUGGCCAGGAUCGUGGACCAGCACUACUCGCACAAGGGUUACCUCUCGGAAGGCUUAGUGACCAAGUGGUACCGCUCGCCUCGCCUCCUGCUCUCGCCCAACAACUACACCAAAGCCAUCGACAUGUGGGCGGCCGGCUGCAUCCUGGCCGAGAUGCUGACGGGAAGGAUGCUCUUCGCCGGGGGCCACGAGCUGGAGCAGAUGCAGCUUAUCCUGGAGACCAUCCCCGUCGUCCACCAGGAGGACAAAGAGGAGCUGCUCAGGGUGAUGCCCACCUUCAUCGACGGCACGUGGGAAGUGAGGAAGCCGCUGAGGAAGCUGCUGCCCGAGGUGGACGGUGAAGCCAUCGAUUUCCUGGAGAAGAUCCUCACCUUCAACCCCAUGGACCGAUUGACGGCCGAGAUGGGGCUGCAGCACCCCUACAUGAGCCAGUACUCGUGCCCCGAGGACGAGCCCGUGUCCCAGCACCCGUUCCGCAUCGAGGACGAGAUCGACGACAUCCUGCUGAUGGAAGCCAACCAGAGCCAGACGUCCAACUGGGACAGGUACCACAUCAGCCUCUCCUCCGAUUUGGACUGGAGGCACGACAAGCACCACGACAUGGACGAGGUGCAGCGGGACCCCCGGGCGGGGUCGGGAUCGGCCGCCGAGGAGGCGCAGGUGGACCCGCGGAAAUACUCGCAGAGCAGCUCGGAGAGGUUCCUGGAGCUGUCCCACUCCUCCAUGGACCGCGGGUUCGACGCCGACUGCGGCAGGUCGUGCGAUUACAAGGUGGGCUCGCCCUCCUACCUGGACAAGCUGCUGUGGAGGGACGGCAAACCCCACCACUACUCGGAGCCCAAGCUGAUCCUGGAUUUGUCCCACUGGAAAAGAGCCGCCGCCGCCGUCGUCGCGCCCGCCGCCGAGCUGGCGCUGGAAGAGGAACCCUCCGACCUCUUCCUGGAGAUUGCCCAGUGGGUGAAGAGCACGCAGGCGGGGCUGGAGUGUCCCGGCUCCCUCCCCGAGCUCCAGGAGCGGAAUCUACCGUCCUCCCCUCGCCCUCAACCCGCCCGGGUGAGCGGCGAGGCGGAACCCGACUUCGACCUGGACGUCUUCAUCUCCCGGGCGCUGCAGCUUUGCGCCGAGCCCGAGGAGCUGCCGGACAACAAGCUCAACGAGCUCAACGGCGCCUGCAUCGCCGAGCGGCCCGGGGAGAUGGUGCAGGCCGAGGUGUGCCAGAAGGAGCGGUGGUGA